Molecule: messenger RNA, 3575 nt
Organism: Doryrhamphus excisus (bluestripe pipefish)
Lineage: Eukaryota; Metazoa; Chordata; Actinopteri; Syngnathiformes; Syngnathidae
Source: RefSeq, a predicted model, not a curated record
UGUAACUACUGUAUAUGGAGUAGGUACCUUAUGUAUUUUAAAGCGAGUUCGUGAGUUGAAGAUGCCUACCAGUGGAGAAGACGCUGCUGUGGUAAGAAAGCACCUGAGAGAAGUAUUGGUAGGUCGAGAAGAUCCGGAGGUGUUCUUCGCGAUGUGUUUGUCCAUCUUGGGGCACCAGGAGACCAGAUGGCAGUUUCUACCCAUCAUCCAGCCGCUGUCAUCCGGCAACAGGUCCCUGCACUCCGCCCUCGCCUCCAUCUAUCAGGAAUAUUUCACUCAGCAGGUGGAUGAUGAGCUGGAACUCGCACUGAACCUGUCACGACUUGAAAUACAAGGAACUCCACUUCAGAAACAUGAAGUAACCAAUGGUGGGGACACAAAGGAAGUAGGAGAGGCAUGCAAAUCACGAGAGACGGAGCAUCAAAAGGGUGCACAGCUGAACGUGUCGGAUGUGACUCUGAUGGUUUCUCCCAUGAAGAAUAUGAUGGAAAAUAGCACAAAGGUGCCAGAGGAAAAAGUUUUACACCAGAAAGCAAAGCGUUCUAAAAACAGACGACAGAAAGCAGCGGCCCAGCAGAUAGUUGGUUUGCCAUGCUCUCCAUCAGCCAUGCCGCCUGUAUUGCUUUGGUUCCGCAGGGACUUGAGACUAUGCGACAACCCUGCUCUCAUCAGCUCCUUGGAGAUGGGCGCACCCGUCAUUCCUGUCUUCAUCUGGAGUCCUGAAGAGGAGGAGGGGCCUGGGAUUACAGUGGCUAUGGGAGGAGCUUGUAAAUACUGGUUUCAUCAAGCUUUGGCUUCUUUCUGUUCAUCUUUGGAGUGUAUUGGCAGCCGUCUAAUCUUCCGUGACACAAACAGAGAGGGAAACCACGUUGGAUCGACUCUGUAUACACUUAAAGAGCUGGUAAUGGAGACUGGGGCAAGAACAGUGCUGGCCAAUGGUCUCUAUGAGCCCUGGCUAAAGGAAAGGGAUGACAUGGUGGCGUCAGCACUAAAAAAAGAUGGAAUUGAUUGCAAGAUAUUCCACUCAUACUGCAUCAGAGACCCUUAUUCUGUCAGCACAGAGGGAGUCGGACUCAGAGGAAUUGGAUCAGUGUCUCAUUUCAUGAAUUGCUGCAGACAGAACCCAGGCUCUGCAUUGGGUACUCCACUGGACCCGCCUGUGUCCCUCCCUGUACCUUCCAGAUGGCCUGUGGAUGUCACUUUAGACAAACUUGGCCUGGCACGUAUGCCACGUAGGAAAGACGGCACAACGAUCGAUUGGGCAGCAAAUAUUCGCAAGGCUUGGGAUUUUAGCGAAGAAGGAGCUCACGCCCGCCUUGAGGCCUUUCUGCAUGAUGGUGUUUAUAGAUACGAGAAAGAGUCAGGCAGGGCUGAUGCUCCAAAUACCAGCUCUCUAUCGCCAUACCUUCACUUUGGUCAGCUCAGCCCUCGCUGGCUACUGUGGGAUGCUAAGGGGGCACGCUGUCGACCUCCAAAAUUCCAACGCAAACUGGCAUGGAGAGACUUGGCAUACUGGCAGCUAACCUUGUUUCCUGACCUCCCCUGGGAAUCCCUUCGCCCUCCAUACAAGGCACUACGGUGGAGCAGCAAUCACGGUCACCUCAAGGCUUGGCAGCAUGGUCGAACAGGCUACCCUUUGGUGGAUGCAGCCAUGAGGCAGCUGUGGCUGACAGGCUGGAUGAACAACUACAUGAGACACAUUGUGGCAUCUUUCCUCAUAGCAUACCUGCACCAGCCCUGGCAAGAGGGCUACCGCUGGUUUCAGGACACACUGGUGGAUGCGGAUGUUGCCAUCGAUGCCAUGAUGUGGCAGAACGGUGGCAUGUGUGGUCUGGAUCAUUGGAAUUUUGUCAUGCAUCCCGUUGACGCUGCAAUGACCUGCGACCCUUAUGGCAGCUAUGUUAGAUUAUGGUGUCCUGAGCUUGCAGAUUUGCCCGAUGACCUUAUUCACAAACCCUGGAAAUGCCCAGCAUCCAUACUGCGACGAGCAGGUGUGGUGUUUGGCCAGACAUAUCCGGAGAGAAUAGUUACAGAUCUGGAGGAGAGGCGGAGUCAGUCUCUUCAAGAUGUCACCCUAGUUCGAAGCCAACACAGGCAGUAUGUCGACAAACGCACAGGCUGUGACUUGGUCCCUAUGCCACCACGGCUGGUCUCGGAGGCCCUGGGCUUGUCACAUGAUGCUGGAGGUGUAGUCCCGGCAGGCAAGCACUUCCUCCUGCCCGUCAUCACCCGCAUGGAAUUCAAGUACCAGCUAGAAGAUCCGGAUGCAGUCGCCGCUGCCAAUCCGUACAAUGCUGUCCUUAAAGGCUACGUGGGUCGCAAAAGGGAUGAGACCAUUGCGUUCCUGAACGAGCGAGACUUCACGGCCAGCGUGUUGCAUGAAGGAGCACAGAGGAAAGAGAGGCUGGAGAGUGACUAUCGCCGCAUGGAGGGGUUGCCUAGACCUCUUGCACCACGAGGAAGAGCUAGACGCACACCAAAUGCAAAAGACAGGUUCUCCAUAGUACCUGGUGGCACUGUGACUACAUCCAGACAACCCAGGGCCCAACAGUAAACAAUGUAUCUUUCUCAGGACUGUAACUCGCUGUAACAUCCUGUUGACACUAAAUUUAGUCUAAGCUUACCUGAACUUUUUCCACUGCGUCCCUGUGUCAUGGAUGACACGUGUUACAAGUUAUAUUUUAAACCUUACAGAUCUUAUUUUGGCUUUGGUAAAUAAUAUCCAAGGAUUAAAAUGGUGGUUGGGACAGCAAAGCCUAAAAACAAUGCCUCAGCCCAAAUCUUAACAUGAAAAAAGCUCUUAAAUACAAAUCAGGAGAUUAAAGAAAUGCUUCAAGAGGUUUAUUUUAAAGAUCAUUUCAGAACAGACAUCAUGGAUGAUACCAAACAGAUCAAAGUACUUUUUCCCAGGACAUUUGUUCUUGCUUCGACUGAAAUAUCAUGGAACAAUUCUAUUAACUUGAGUGUCAGUCUCUUCUUUUUUGGGGGGGAGGGGGGAAAGUGAUGUUGCAAAAAUCAACACUGCACAUUGUAUGGUCCUUAAAGUGAGUCUUUUAAGAGCAGCUAUUAAGGAUCCCUAAGGUUCACAUUUGUACAACACUGUCAGGGCAGCAAAGAGACACAGCAGAGUUCUGAUGUAAAGAGACACUGCCUGCCAGUGUUACUUGAAGUGGAAAAAUGUUGGGGGAAGGAUUUGAUUAGUCCUCUAUGGAGCGGAUGUAUCGCUCAUAUGCGGUCUCGUCCAUCAGAGAGUCCAGCUCAGAAGGCUUGGCAAUGGUCAUCUUCAUUAGCCAACCUGUGUUAAACAGGAGCCAUCAAGUUAUUAGAUCGAGCUAACUGCUUUUGACUGAUGUCUCAUUUGAAUUAUGAGAUAUUAAACAUCAUAACCAAGUCGGUGUCCUGUAGCUGUAUGUGUUAAAUAAAUGUAUAAGCAGUAUAAUUUAGCCCUUCGGGAUAGGUAAUAAUAAUUUAUGAAUGAAUAAAUAUGGUAUGGAUGUGUUUUUGAAUAUUCCAAAUUAAUUUCAAUAAUCAAAUAAAAAUUAUGUACACCCGAAUUUCGCUGAAUAUAAUUUAAU